UGUGUCAGUGUGUCGGAGACCUGCAGUUUGGAAGGGUUAGUGAGCAACACACACGAACUUGCCCACUCAGCACACAUGCACGCACUCCCACACGCAACCGCGGCACAGGACGCCGCCAGACUCACUGGAAAAUGAAUGUAAUGAAGGGAAGGAAAAUCAGCCUGCAGCAUGGACUCUGAAUCUCUGGACAGCUGUAUCCAGAGCACGCUCUCCGCUCUCUACCCUCCAUUUGAAGCCACUGCGGCCACCGUGCUAUGCCAGGUGUUAGACGUGGUCGAGACAACAUACCGUGGGGACGGGCUGCGCUACAUCAUUGACUUCCUGGUGCCUGCUAAACACAUCCUUCAGAGCAUUCAACAAGAUGCAUGCUUCCCAUACUGUGGUUUCCUUUUUCGUCAUGAAGGCUGGCCACUGUGUGUUCAUGAGAAGGUCAUAAUCCAGCUCUCCUCUUUGGACUGGCGUGUGUUACGGCCCAGUGACUUCUACUUGCAGGUGACUCCAACGCCCAGAAGCCCCCCGCGCAUCACGGUGAAGUGUCUGGCAGUUAGCGGGCAGCAUGUGGAGGAGCUUAACGUACCGGAGCUAGCAUACACUUCUCUAUUCACCAUGGACUGGCUGGAAUCCAUCAACCAGGAGAGGAGUGUGGUCAGAAAAGCCGCCCUGGAACACUGUCUUUUAUCAGCGGAUAAUGACAUUUUUAGGGUACCAUGGGAGGAUAUUGUUCACCCAGAGUUUAUCAGCAGACCCUCCAAAGUUAAAGAACAAAGCGAAAGUAGAGGGAUGGCCAAGGACGUUGCAGACAGAGAGGGGAGGGACUCUGACAUAGAUCAAGAAGACAACCCUGAGAACAUACAUUGUAGGAUUUUUAUUGACACUUCCACGGACCAAUCAGGGGAGAUGCACUGUCAGAGCAAGGGGGUUAAGCUCCUCCCUGCUCUCAGUGAGAUCAAUAAAGAUGGCAGUGGGCGGAGCUCUAGCAGCACAGCGGAGGAUUCAGAGGGAGAGUAUGUAGAGCUAGCCGAUAUCUCCUUACCACGCUUUUCCCCACAGAAGGGCUCUCUCACUCAAGCCAUUAGUAUGAACUACAGAAAUCUACAUAAACCGCAGACUGCUGGUUCCACUCAGCCUAAAGCCAAACCAGAGGAGAGUCUUUUGAAGAAUGGUGCAUGCUCACAGAGCAUGGUGUGUGCCAUGCUGAUUGAGGAAAACCUCAGUGAUACCUACCAAUCUGUGAUCUUAACCCCCACUGCUCCUGCAGAAGCAGAGCGUCUUCUCCAGCAGGUGGACGGGUCUAAGUCCACCUCUGCUGCAGGUACAGCCUCCUGUGACAGUGUGUCUGAGCAUGAGUCUGAGAGAGAGUUGUACAACCGUGAUACUGCUCCACUAUCUGAUAUGUCAACACAAACAGACAGUAAACCAGUCAACACAACACAACUAGACAGCAGUAUCAUUAGCACAUCACAACCAAACAGAAAACCAGUCAGCACAUCACAACUAGUCAAAAAGCCAUUCCAGAGAUCACAAUCAGACAUUAAACCAGUAAACGCAUCUCAGCUAGACAACACUCUAGACAGCACAUCACAACUUGUCAGCAUAUCUCAACCAGACCUUAAACCACUAUGCAUAUCUCAACUUGACAGCAAACUAGUCAGCACAUCACAGCUAGUCAACGAACCAAUCAAGACAUCACAACCAGAAGUUGAACUAGUAAGAACAUGUCAGCUAGACAGUAAUUUAGCCAGCACAUCACAACCAGACAGCAAACCAGUCAUGUCACAACUAGUCAUUGAGCCAGUCAAGACAUCACAACCAGAUAGUAAACCAGUAAGCGCGACUCAGCUAGACAACAAACUAGUCAGCAUGUCAAAACCAGUCAGCACGUCACAGCUAGUCAAUGACCCAGUCAAGACAUCUCAACCAGACGUUGAACUUGUAAGAAUAUGUCAGCUACACAGUAAUUUAGACAGCACAUCACAACCAGACAGCAAACCAGUCAGCAUGUCACAACUAGUCAUUGAGCCAGUCAAGACGUCACAACCAGACCUUAAACCAGUAAGCAUAUCUCAACAAGACAGCGAACUAGUUAGUACAUCACAACCAGAAUACCAACUAUUCGACACAUCACAACUAGAAUGUGAACUAGUUAGCAUAUCUACACCAGAAAGCAAAACACUCAAAACAUCACAUCUAUAUGAAAUGCCACUAAGUACAUCACAACCAGACAGCAAAACAGCCGACAUGGAGCAACCAGACAGCGAAGUAACUAGUACAUCACAACCAGAGAAUAAAAUGUUAUCUGGUAAUUUAGAGAGUGAAAACUCAGAAGUUUCUCUGGAUAAUAUUGAACUCCUUGAGUCCGAUCCUACUGCAGAAGCAGAAGUCAGAUCUGAAUCUGAGCAGGUGAGAGGUGAUUGUGGCAUGGAAGGCAGUUGUGAUCUGCAGAACAGUGGAGUGUCGGUCUCUGAGCCUCUAGCUGUCAAUGUGUCUUUACAGAAACAGACUGAGCAAACAGAUCACAGCCCAUGUCAGAUAUACACACACAUCCAUACACCACCUGAGAAAGUGCAUGAUCUUAUUGCCAUAAAAGAGGACCAUAAGACAUUUAGUAACAGUAGCCAUGACACAAAUGAAUCUGAUGGUGAUUAUAGUCCCAGUGCAGAGGAAGAAGUUGGGCCCAUUUCGGCUGCUCCGCCAAGCGAACUGGUAGCUUUGGCCUCUGUCACCACGGUGCCUGGGGAGGAUCUGGUUACGCUCAUUUCACAGGGUCAGGUGAGGACAGAAUCCUGUGAGGAUAGAAACAACGAGACAGAGGUGGAACUCCAGACAAAGGAAGAACGUGCAGAAAGAGAAGUAGCGGGAAAGCCGCCUUGUGAGGAGGCAAAAGUGGUAGAAAAGAAAAGCAAUAGAUUGUUGGAAAGCAAGACUGAGAAUGAAUUAGAAGUUUGUAUGGAAAAGGAAGUUGAGACUGCUCAAACAGGUCUGGUAGAUACCACGCCUAAGACUGUCUCUGACGUUCGAGUUCAGGAGGAGGGCAGCUUCUCUAAAGGAACAGAUGAGAAGAAACAAAACAAUGUUAAAGAACAAGGGGUGGAGAAAGAGGAGACCAAGGCCAAUACUUUGAGUGAGCAGGAGGCCAUAGUGACCAGCUAUUCUGAAAAUAGAGUCCAUUCAGCAUGCACUCAAGUCCUUGAUCUAGCCUCAGAUGUACCAAGCACAAAUGGACAUAUGCACACUCAGGACACACCUACCACCGAACGAGAAGGGCAAAAAACAAUGGAGGAGGAGAGAAAGGGGGAAAAUGAGGAGAGACAAGAGGAUGAGGUUACUUCUUCUGUGAAUGGCUCUCCAGCAGAGCAUCAGCAACAAGCAGACAUGGAGUCCCAUUAUCAUCAGCAGGAAGAGCAAGCAUCCAGUCAGGAAGUAGACAGCAGUGUUUGCCACCUGUCUGCUAAAACCCAGAAUGAAGACCCCUCAGCAGUUCCUCCACCACUGCCGCCCAUCUCCCAGAGGACCCAGCCUGUCCAGAGUGAGGCCCAUGACAUCAAUCCUGAUGUCCUGAGCUCAGGAGUGCUCUGCCUGCCUGGAACAAGAGAUAAAUCAGGCCAUGCCCUUGUGACUGUGACAAUGAGAAACACUAUCUGGUUGAAUCCAAACUGCAACAGUGGAGAGCUGGUGCGGAUCAUGGUCUACUUCUUCAGUACACUCAGGAAGGAAGUUAGUGCUUUGGGACUGACUGUCCUGGUGGAUGCCCGCAGGUGUUCUCCUGUCCCCGCCCUCUUUAAAGCUUUCAACAUCCUCCAGGAAGCCAUGCCGGGAUGCAUCCAUACAGUACUGCUGCUGGCCGACAGAGAUUUGGCUCUACGCAUGGAGAAAACCUCUUCUAUACAGGUGGAGUUGCUGACAUCUUUGAAGUCUCUCUACAAGCAUGUGGACAUCGCUCAACUCCCCACUGAGUUUGAAGGCACUUUCCCUUAUUCCCACAGUAGCUGGGUCUGUUUCAGAAUGAGGUUGGAGCAGCUCACCAGCCAUUGUGAGGAUGCUGUGAACCUGCUUCAGAACUCCAUCAGCAAACUGGAGUCCACAGUGCUGCCACCUACAGCAGAGGAGGCACAGAUCUUAUUGUGCAAGUACAGAGAGCUGAUGAGGACUGUUCUGGAGGACAGCAGACUGGUGCGGCUACAGUUGGAGGGAGGAGCCGCUCUGUCCCGUUUACGAAAAGAAGAGACCAGCGUCAGUCUGACAGAGGACUACAGAGAUGCCAUUGAGAAUGCAGGACAUCUGUAUAACCAAGUGGAUGAGCUGGUUCACAGGCUGGUGAUGCUGUCCAACAAAUGCACACAGGAACUGGAAUUCAUUAUGGAAUUUAAGACCCUGGAGGAGGGAUUCAGAGAGGUGAGUCAGUGGAUAGAGGAGGUGGGAGAAUCACGUCUGCAGACGCUGAGUGAGCUGGAAGAUUCCUUGGAGCAGUUACAUCAUAAACAGACUGUCUUCAGAGAAUUUUACAUAGCUGCAUAUGAGCACUGUAAGAGCGGUGAAGCUCUCCUCAAGCGCUUAGAGAAGUGGGAAGACAUCUCCACUGCAGAGCUGCAGGUGUAUGAGGUGAAAGUACGCUCAUUCUGGGUCCAUCUACAUGAUUUCUCCCAGCGAGUGGAGGACACCAAGGAUAAAAUUGACAAGACUGUCCGACUCUAUGAGUUCUUUGACAAGGCGUAUGAAUGGGCGCUAGAGGGCAUGCGUCAUUUGGCAUGUGUUAGCAUGGAGGAGUGUGGCAUGUCUGAGAAGUGUCAGAGUGUGAUCACAUGUUUGGAGACCUAUCGCAGUCAGCACCCACCGAUCCCAGACGCACACUUCCAGGAGAUGAAGGACCUCGCUGGGGAGCUGAAGAGUGAGCAGGGACUCAAGCAGUGGAAGUUCGCCUGGUCCAAGUGUCAGGAGACAAAGCAGAUGUUUGAGAAGAAGCUAGAGAUGGCCCUGCGCACCCGCCGCGAGAGCGACUCCAAAUCAGCAAGGGGUGACUCUUCUCGGCGGAACUCGAACAGUAGCGCUAAACCUCAGGAGCGUAGCAGUAGCAUCUCCUUCUCAUGUCGGAAAGCGUUUGGCAGUGGCUGGGGCCGGGAUAGACUUUCCUCACAGUCCAGCACGUCUUCAACUCCCAGCAGCCCUUCAGGUAUUCGCCUGGACACUCGUGACUCUGUCCAAACCCCGACAGGAAGUCCAUAUAGUAUUGAGCACAGAAUCCCUCAUAACACCCCUGUCAGAUCCCACAGGCUAACGCGUAGCAUUUCCACAGACGAGUCUCCUCAGCAGCCGCAUCUGGAGGGGCGAGCGUGUUCUACGAGCCCAAGCCUCAACUCUAUUGAACCAAACCGCAGGGUUUUGCGGAAGACCCAGAGCUUCGAUACUGCCGGUAGUGAGUCUGUGUCACGGUAUGGGACCUGCCAGAGAACUUUGAGUGAGCCUGCACGGAGAGGAAACACAGGGGUGUUUAUUAAAGGUCUGGAGGUGAGCAGCACUGAGGUGAUAGAUCGGCCGUACAGCCCGCGACUGCCACCCAUUCACGGAUGGUCUUCUCUAGAUACACACCGCAGUGGGAGUCCUGCUCCGGAAACACGCAGCAAGGGCAGUAAACUACGCCACAUCGUAGAUGAGAUGGUCACAACCGAGCGGGAAUAUGUACGCUCUCUGCGGUACAUCAUUGACAACUAUUUCCCUGAGAUGGAGCGUGCUGACCUGCCACAGGACCUGCGGGGAAAACGCAGCGUCAUCUUCGGCAACCUGGAGAAACUAGUGGACUUCCACAGCCAGUAUUUUCUCAAAGAGCUGGAAAGCUGCUGCAACCAUCCAUUACGUGUCAGUCACUGCUUCCUACGACAUCAAGACCAGUUUAGCCUGUAUGCUUUAUACAGCAAGAACAAGCCAAAGUCAGACACACUCCUGGCCAGCCAUGGAAACAGCUUCUUCAGGCAUAAGCAGCUGGAGUUGGGGGAUAAGAUGGACUUGGCGUCGUACCUGCUGAAGCCAAUACAGCGCAUGAGUAAGUACGCCCUGCUGCUGAAAGACCUGAUCAAAGAAGUGAGCGAGGUCCAGGAGCAGGAGCUAACGUACCUACGUGCCGCCACUGAGAUGGUCAAAUUUCAGCUUCGCCAUGGCAAUGAUCUGCUCGCCAUGGAUGCCAUCAGAGACUGUGAUGUGAAUCUAAAGGAACAGGGACAAUUGGUUCGCCAAGAUGAGUUCACGAUUUUGUAUGGCAGGAAGAAGUGCCAAAGACAUGUGUUCCUGUUUGAGGAUCUGGUGCUGUUCAGCAAACCCAAACGGAUUGAGGGUGGCCUAGAUGUUUAUAUAUACAAGCAUUCUUUUAAGACGGCUGAUGUGGGUAUGACAGAGACAUCAGGUGAGAACAGUCUGAGGUUUGAGAUCUGGUUCCGAAGAAGAACUUCAAAGAACCAAACCUACAUUCUUCAGGCCAGCACUGCAGACAUCAAACACGCCUGGACCUGCGACAUCGCACGGAUACUAUGGCAGCAGGCCACACGGAAUAAAGAAAUUCGAAUGCAGGAGAUGGUAUCUAUGGGGGUGGGUAAUAAACCCUUUCUGGACAUUAAACCCAGUGAUGCUGCUAUCAACGACAGAGCCAUUGACUACAUUAUGAAAGGCAGAGGGGCCAGGACGAGAGCAUCCAUUGCUGUCUCACUGUUUGACCACUCAAACCCGUUCAAACGAGCUGCAGUUAACACCCCCGUUAGCGGCCCCCCUGUGGCUGGUGGCCCCUCCUCUUCCACGCUGUUGGGGCCCUUAAAUCUGCAUAUGUAUAGCAGCCAAAGCCUGUUAACAGGGGAGAGACCUCUCAUCAGCCCCUGCAUAGAGGAAGACGAGCUGGAACAUGAAACCAGCAGUCAGCCAUCUAUGACUACAGAGAGUUCGGGUUCGUCGUCUCACUGUCUGUCUGGUAGUGGCUCGAGCGGGUCAGACAGCGGAUGUGUGUCCAGUCACCUUCCCGAGGCUUUGUCCGAGGAGCCCAGCUCACCAUGUGACUCCUCCUGUUACUCCUCCAUCACCUCUCCCACCCAAGAGAAAGCCUGCUUUAACAGCCAGUACAUCUCAGCGGGGGAAGCUCAGGUGAUUGGUCCCUCUACUAUAGUGUGAGCUCAGUAACCACUGCUGCAGUUUAAGACCUGCCUGCUUCAGAUUGAGAAGACAACGUUGCCACACGGAAGAGGAGUACAGAGCUAGUAUUUAUUGUUCCUACUGAGUGCAAGCAAAUCUCUUACAGAGUUUAAAAAGCACUCGAAAUAGCACUGUUUCCCUUUUUCUUUUUUUAAGCCACUUUUAGCUUCAAUAGCUUUUAUAUAAAUUUAAAAAUGAUCUAUAAAAGUGAAUAAAUAUUCUUGUAUUUAUCUUCUUUUCAAAUGUUAAGAUACAGUAGUGUUCUCAGCUGUAUUAUUAACUGUAAAUACUGUAGUAGUGUACAAAACACUUCUGAACUCUUGCGGUUAUUCAGUUCCCACUCUUUUUCAUUGUUGUUGUUGCCCACUUUGCUGCAGACUUCAGCUGGUUUGAUUUAGAAAAAUGCCGAAUGUUAAAAGGCAUGUCUAGAUUUCUAAGCUUCAGUUACACUAAAGGUGUUGAACAAUGUUUAAAGCAUUUGUUGUAAAGUUUCUGUUCUUUCUAGUGUUUCUAUAGUCUGUGGACCUGUGGUCAGUCGCUGUGGUCAGUGUGCUGUGUUAACAGUUUUUGAUAGCUGGCUUGAUCCAGAAUAAGAGAGAAUUAAUUCAGAUCGUACGACUGACCUCAGGUCAGCUCUGCCCAGCGCUGCUGCUACUGGGAGCUGGGUAUUGCUGCUGCCGGUUUGGAAAUGGGAGAGUUUUCAUUUCAGUUCUCUUAUUUACAUUAACAAGUAUAACAAAAAAGAACAUGUAAAUUGUAAAUAGUUGCACCAGUGGUGCUUUGAAAACAUAGCAUUUAGGAAGUAAUCUUUAUACAUGUAUUAACAAGUCAACAUGGGAAUCACUUAAGUGCCAUUCUUUGUUGCCAACCCAAAUUGGAAGUGUACAAACAAAAGAUAAUUGGGGAAAAAAAGCAUUGCAAGUUACACUUCUAGCUGGAGCAUGAGUAUGUACUCAAGUGUUUAAUUUUUCAAUCUUAACAAGUUCACACAGAAGUAAUAAAGACAGAUUGCUUUGUAAUGAUAA
Messenger RNA from Ctenopharyngodon idella (grass carp), 8189 nucleotides. It is a transcript of the gene plekhg4, whose product is annotated as pleckstrin homology domain containing, family G (with RhoGef domain) member 4. Gene Ontology annotation, molecular function: guanyl-nucleotide exchange factor activity. Lineage: Eukaryota; Metazoa; Chordata; Actinopteri; Cypriniformes; Xenocyprididae. The transcript is spliced from 24 exons. The record is from RefSeq and is a predicted model, not a curated record. The coding region runs from base 169 to 7143 and encodes 2324 amino acids.